CUGCAAGAAAACGGAGCAGGAGCUGGCUGCAAGACUUGGGCUGCCCACGCGAUCGGUCCUCUGCGACAGACUCUCCGUACCGAUUGCCGCACCGCACCAUGGACUCCCUGAUGCAGGUGGUCAAUUUCGGGGCCGGGCCAGCCAAGCUGCCGCGCUCGGUAUUGUUGGAGAUACAAAAAGAAUUAUUAGACUACAAAGGAGUUGGGAUUAGUGUUCUUGAAAUGAGCCACAGGUCAUCAGAUUUUUCUAAAAUUAUUAACAACACAGAGAAUCUUGUGCGGGAAUUGCUAUCCAUUCCAGACAACUACAAGGUGAUUUUUGUGCAAGGAGGUGGGUGUGGCCAGUUCAGUGCUGUCCCCUUAAACCUGAUUGGCCUGAAAGCAGGAAGGUGUGCUGACUAUGUGGUGACAGGAUCCUGGUCAGCUAAGGCUGCAGAAGAAGCCAAGAAAUUUGGGACUGUGAAUAUUGUCCACCCUAAACUUGGGAGUUACACAAAAAUUCCAGAUCCGAGCACCUGGAACCUCAGCCCAGACGCUUCCUACGUAUAUUACUGUGCCAAUGAGACCGUGCAUGGAGUGGAGUUUGACUUUAUCCCGGAUGUCAAAGGAGCAGUGCUGGUCUCUGACAUGUCCUCAAACUUCCUGUCCAAGCCAGUGGAUGUGUCCAAGUUUGGUGUGAUUUUUGCUGGUGCCCAGAAGAACGUUGGCUCUGCAGGGGUCACGGUGGUGAUUGUCCGAGAUGACCUGCUGGGGUUUGCCCUCAGAGAGUGUCCCUCAAUCCUGGAUUACAAAGUGCAGGCUGGGAAUAACUCCCUAUACAACACACCUCCCUGCUUCAGCGUCUAUGUCAUGGGCUUGGUCCUGGAGUGGAUUAAGAACAACGGCGGUGCUGCAGCCAUGGAGAAGCUUAGCUGCAUCAAAUCACAAAUGAUUUAUGAUAUUAUCGAUAAUUCUCAAGGAUUCUAUGUAUGUCCAGUGGAGCCAGAUAGAAGCAAAAUGAAUAUUCCAUUUCGCAUUGGCAACACCAAAGGAGAUGAUGCUCUAGAGAAAAGGUUUCUUGAUAAAGCUCUUGAGCUGAAAAUGAUCUCCCUGAAAGGGCACAGGUCCGUGGGAGGCAUCCGGGCAUCUCUCUAUAAUGCUGUGACCAUUGAAGAUGUCCAGAAGCUGGCAGCCUUCAUGAAGAAUUUUUUGGAGAUGCACCAGCUAUGAGCACAUCCUAACCAAUACACACUGUUCCCUUGAACAAUGUACAAAAUUGAAAGUCACUUGGGAAUGGGUACACAAAUUUAGAAAACAUGGUAUUUUUCUUGAAUGGGCACACUUAUGAUAGAUUCUUCUUUUUUCAGAGAACAACAAGCUGUUGGGACUUAACGUUAAUGCUGACUUGAACUGGAAGGCUUUAAAAAAACUUCCUCUUGCUUUUCUAACGAAUUCUAGCUUAUGUUGUCUUUGCUGCUAACUUUUUCUACCUAGAUCUCAUUCAGAGCUGCCUGUGGGUUUAAUUAUGCAAAUUGCAGGUAAUUAUUUUUAGAGACAAACAGACACAUGGCAUGGAGGGUGGAUGGGGCCCUCCAGGUGCUGAAUUUUGAUCCUUUGCAAAAUGACAGCAGUGGGGUCUCCUGGGUUCUGAAACUAUUAAUUCAGGUCAGCACCGACCGUAUGGUGAGUGUUUAGGAGUUCUAGACUAAAGGGCAAACUGGAGAUUUCUUUAUACUGUUAUUCUCAUGAAAAGGUAAAAAUGACAUACUACAUUUUAUAUAGUGAGGCCUGUUUUUAAUACAAAAUCAUUUAUAUCUAUGCAUUUAUAUUUCUAAUAAUACUGUUCUUGUUGGUAUAUGUUGAGACUGAGAAUUUGUUAGAAUCCUUGACCUUGUGCCUUAUGGUGUUACAUUCUCAACGGUUAUGUCCUUCCCUGCCCCCUCCCCCUCUAGGCUGCUUCGUAAGGUUGAGAAGCUGCUUGAUUCACUUUUACUUACCUGUCAGUGGGUAGAAGAAAUGUUGGUUGGUUGAUUGGUUCUUUGUUGAUCAGGUAUGCUGUUAAACUAAAAAUCUCUGUUAAACUCCCUUCUUGUUUGUUCACAUGCUUCUUCUGUUUGACCUGUGAAGCUGUGAGUUCUGGAAGGUCUUUGCUGAAGACUCUUUUUCCCUAUUGUAUAUCCCUUGUGUUUUAUGUUGAACAUGUAAAGGACAUUAAAGUCCUAAAACAUCUAAA
Molecule: messenger RNA, 2211 nt
Organism: Sus scrofa (pig)
Lineage: Eukaryota; Metazoa; Chordata; Mammalia; Artiodactyla; Suidae
Gene: PSAT1
Product: phosphoserine aminotransferase 1
Biological process (GO): L-serine biosynthetic process
Cellular component (GO): cytoplasm
Molecular function (GO): O-phospho-L-serine:2-oxoglutarate transaminase activity; pyridoxal phosphate binding
Source: RefSeq, a predicted model, not a curated record